Molecule: messenger RNA, 3393 nt
Organism: Zalophus californianus (California sea lion)
Lineage: Eukaryota; Metazoa; Chordata; Mammalia; Carnivora; Otariidae
Gene: SNX20
Product: sorting nexin 20
Biological process (GO): protein transport
Cellular component (GO): early endosome membrane
Molecular function (GO): phosphatidylinositol phosphate binding
Source: RefSeq, a predicted model, not a curated record
AUGAGGGCCCCCAUCAGGCCUAGCUCACAGGGGAGAAUAAUGAACGUUAAAGAGGGAUGCGGGAUACUGUUGGAAUGCCAGAGAGUAUCUGGGAUUCUGAGGGACAGCCAAGCUAGCUGCAAGGCUGUGUGAGGCCCGGCUGGAUCCCUCAGAACUAGGUCUCUCGGGGCCGGUCCUGCCUUGCCCUGUUCUGCCCUGCCCCUGCCCUGCGGGACCCCCAGUCAACAGGAUUCAACGUACUGUCUGUCAUCAGCCAAUGGGCUGGGGCAGCAAGAGCGGGUCACACAGCCUAUUUCCUGUUUUCAAACAGGGAACUUAGAAGCUGCAGCUCGCCGGAGCCUGGAACAGAGGGGAGCUGAAGACGGCCAUGUGAUACUCCUCUGGGACCCCCAGACCCACACAGGGCCAGAGAGGCUUCAGCCUUGGAGCAUGGCAAGUCCCAAGCACCCCGGGAGCCCUGGAUGGACGGGACCCAUAGCCAAGUGCACAGCAGGGACCAAGCAGGAAGCAUCAGCCGCUGGCCGAGACCUCCCGUGUCCAGGACCCGAAGGGCACUUAGACGCUCACGGCGGCCCCAGCCCCAACUCCAGCAUGACCACCGGGGAGCUGCAGGAGUACUGGCGGAAGGAGAAGCGCUGCUGGAGACGCGUCAAGCUGCUCUUUGAGGUCACGUCCGCCCGCAUCGAGGAGAGGAAAGUCUCCAAGUUUGUGAUGUACCAAAUCGUCAUCAUCCAGACAGGGAGUUUUGACAGCAACAAAGCCGUGCUGGAACGGCGCUAUUCAGACUUUGAGAUGCUCCAGAAAAGCCUCCUCAAGACGUUCAGGGAAGAGAUCGAAGACAUCGUCUUCCCCAAGAAGCACCUGAUGGGCAACUUCUCCGAGGAGAUGAUCUCUGAGCGCAAGCUGGCCUUCCAGGAGUACCUGAGCCUGCUCUACGCCAUCCGCUGCGUGCGGCGGUCCCGCGAGUUCAUCGACUUCCUCACGCGCCCCGAGCUCAGGGAGGCGUUCGGCUGCCUGCGCGGGGGGCAGUACAGCCGGGCCCUGGACAUCCUGGUGCGCGUGGUGCCCCUGCAGGAGAAGCUGACGGCCCACUGCCCCGUGAUGGUGGUCCCGGCGCUGUGCGCCAUGCUCGUGUGCCACCGGGACCUGGAGCGGCCGGCCGAGGCGUUCGCGGCCGGGGAGAGGGCGCUCCAGUGCCUGCAGGCCCGGGAGGGCCACCGUUACUACGCCCCCCUGCUGGACGCCAUGCUGCGCCUGGCCUACGCGCUGGGCAAGGACUUCGUGUCUCUGCAGGAAAAGCUGCAGGAGAGCCAGCUCCGCAAGCCCAGCCCCUGGGGCUUCACGCUGAAGGAGCUCACCGUCCGGGAAUAUCUGUACUGAGCCCCUCUGGCGGGCUGGCCGGAGACUGUGGAUCGCCGCGACUCAGGGCGCUGUUUGGGGGGGGGGGGGGGAGGGCGGGGGCGGGGGGGUUGUGUUUAGUGGGAGGAGCCACUUGAGGCUCUAACUUGCUGGGUGACCUUGGACAAGCCCCUCCUCUGGUCCUCCACAUCCCCAUCUGUGUGGAUCGGAGGUGCUCCCCGGGGGCCCUCGGAAGCCUCUGCUUGUGUCGUGGGUCCCUUUGAUGCCAGGCUCACCUCGUCUGGAAACCACAAACCCAGCUGCCAAAAUGCCGGAGCGUAAGAUCCAGCUUCCUGAUGCUUUUGUGCGUCGCUGGAGGGGAGGUUUACAUUGCACGCCGUGGACAAAGCUUAACCCACUUCCUCCAGGCAGCUCUCCCCACCAGCUGUCUGUCUUUCCUCUCUGCUCCUCCUCCCUGGGCAUUGCCUGCAAAGAUCGCCUCCAUCAUCCUAACUAUUCCAGCUCUUCUCUCUUAGCCUGUAGACCCGGCGCAGCAAAAACAAAAGCUCACCCAUAGCUCCUCAAGGCCAGCUUGUCACCGAGGUGGGGUGUAUGUUACCCUUUCAAAGGUGGGAGGACACUGGGCUAGAACGUCAUCCGGUCAUAAGAUUCUGUGAAACGAGGCAUUUUUAGGAAGGGAAGUUGCCAACAAUUCUCUGGUUAGGAUGCUAUAACUCAGUGUCCAGGUGGGUUUUCAUUUAUAAGGCACCUGGCCCUUGACGGGGCUCCCUGAGUUACAUAGACAUAGCCCCAAAAAGAGGUGGGGGAUGAUACCCAGUGCAGCCUCUGGGAAGAACAGAGAAUGAAUGCUUAACACCUCCCCAUUUGAGGGGCAAUGUUCUUGGAACCCCUCUGAUGGGUUGGGAUGCCCUUGACUGGAGUCCGCUAUCAGGAAAGGACACCAGGAGCUCAGAGUGGAGGGGGAGCCUGGACCCAUAACCUAGGUUCAACACCGGGCCUGAAGCCGAUGGUCCAGGCUGGUUUGGGGCAAUAUGUGCUUGAGGCUGGAAGUCCCUGAAGACCUAAACCAUCUGGCUGAGCUUAUCAGAGUGAACUAAAGAGCCUAUAACUUGGCAUCCUCGUGCGGGGCACCAGUUUGGCCCGUGCAGGGAUCCAGGCUCAGCAAAGGGAUCACUGUAGCAGGGACGGGGCCUUCACCAAACUGCACCAGAAGGUGUUCAACAGCGACACCAUGUGACAGCAGCUGGAGUGGCCCAAUCAGGCUCUGCUCUGGAGGCGAGAAACAGCGGGACACCUUGGGACAAAGAAAGCCUCAGGUCUCUCAAUUUACUGCGGGAGAAGGACACUUUUGAGUGGGAGACGUUGGACCGCUUGAAAAUCUGGGCACAGAGAAAAUUAAAGUGUUCAGUGGAAAAAUAAAAGGUCGUGACUCUAUUUGCAAUAGUAAAGAAGACCUUCCUGAUUGUAUAAGUCAUUUCAUCAAAUGUAAAAUGCCACCUCGACUCUCGGGCGCCCCAAAUAGUCACUCAGAAGGAAAAAAAUGCCCAAUCCGGGAAGUUUAAUAGGAGUUUCCAGCAAGAUGCUGGGAGAGCAAAGAGGUAGCUCCCCACGUAAGGGGCAACGUGGGAGAAACCAGCUUCAGAGAAAGGGACAAUCAAGAAAUGCAGGAAUCAAAUUUGGCACGAGGUGAGGGGUGGGAAUCUCCUUCUCGAAUCCGAACUGCAAGGUUUGGGGUCUGAACACAUACAGUGUGGUGCACAAUACUUCCAGCAGAGAGGUGUCUUCUCCCUUCCCAGUCUUCCUCCUGUCCACACGCCCCCAUCCAGGGCCCAGGGAGUGCCAGGUGGGAGCACCGUGCCAGCCUCACCCAGGUCCAGGAACCCCAUUCUGGGCACCCAGGCCCUAAGCCUGAGGGGGCUUUUUCCCAUGAAGGCCUCCUGUUGGCUGGGGUCAGGUUACCUGGUGAGCCCCUGUGCCUGGGAUGCUGCUCUCCUGCCUGAACCUGAGCCGGGAUGGGAGGAUGGCACUGCGUGU